AUGGCCAGUGAUGAAGAGAGUGAGAGCUGUUCGCAGAAUGGCACACCAGUACCGGAUGACUCUGAAGUACAGCGCAAUUUGGAGGCGGACUUUGAAGGUGUUGUCAACGCUGGAGACGGUGGUGAUGCUGGACGUGACAUUCAGGCGAACCAGGGCACGCUGGCUACACAUCGACCGCAACCCAUCGAUGAAGAAACAAAAGAAACGGAGCCUCCAGGCAACACCCGAAAUACAGACACGUUACGAGAUCCGAAUAUCAUAACCGCUGACGAAGCUCUUGGUGAAUAUGCUGCCCUUGAUUCCGAUGGCGGGUGCGUAGGCGAUUCUGUAUACGAUGACGAUGACGAACUUGACUGGGUUGAGCCCAAUCCAGAUUCUGAGGAAGAAAAUGACUCCCCGACCGACAUUCACUUUACACCCGAUCUACUCGCCACGUACCUGAAGCCGCGCUAG
Molecule: messenger RNA, 453 nt
Organism: Phytophthora nicotianae INRA-310
Lineage: Eukaryota; Oomycota; Peronosporomycetes; Peronosporales; Peronosporaceae
Exons: 4
Coding region: 1-453 (150 amino acids)
Source: RefSeq, a predicted model, not a curated record